AGACAGCAAGGACAGGGCAGUAUCUCGACCCCCCCUGUAGGAUGCACUAGUUAGUAGGAUCCAUUGGCAUUUGCGCAUUUGCAACCUAACAACCAACAACGACAUUGUAGGAACUGAUUGCUAAAUAGCUACAGUAUCAGUACUAGUAGUACCAUGUCGAUGAACGUGUUUCGUCUGUGUGGAGACAUGUGCCAUGUCUUCUCCAUCCUUGUCUUGCUUCUGAGGCUAAGGGUGGCCAAAAACGCUCAGGGAAUCUCGGUUCGAACACACGAGCUGUUCUUGCUAGUGUUUGUGACUCGGUAUUCAGAUCUGUUGUUCCACUUUUACUCGGUUUACAACUCGGUGAUGAAGGUGCUCUACAUUCUCUCGACGGCGUCCAUCGUGUACACUAUUCGAUUCCAAGAACCCAUCAAGUCCACGUACGAUCAAUCGCAAGAUACUUUUAUGCAUUGGAAAUUUGCCGUUGCUCCCUGCGCAUUGGUGGCACUCAUCACCCAGCUCAUCACAGACGGGACCACCCCACAUCUCUUCAAGAUGCUAUGGACAUUCUCCAUAUACUUGGAAGCCAUUGCCAUUGUACCACAACUCAUUGUCCUGCAACGAUACGGAGAAGUGGAAAACCUUACUGGAAACUACAUCUUCUUCAUGGGUUCAUACAGGGCCCUCUAUAUUCUGAACUGGAUUUACAGAGCCUACACCGAAAAGGGGUACCAUCAUCAUUGGGUCGCAUACAUUGCUGGCGUACUACAGACACUGCUCUACGUCGAUUUCUUUUACUAUUACUUUGAAAGCAAGAAAAAGGGAGGGAAAAUGCGGCUGCCUACAGCUAACUAGCAGUCAUGUGACUUGACAGUACAUAUGGUGCCGUUGUGUCGCUUUCUCGACAACGAGGAUACAUGCUUUGAUUCGAUUCAUUCUAGCCGACGAAACCACACGCUACGUUUACUUUACACCUAGACUACUAAUAGUACAGACUACCAUACGCAUCGGGCUAGCUAGCAGAAUACCGGUAUUACAUGUAUGUAUAGUCCACAACUAUGUACCUGGCCC
Messenger RNA from Seminavis robusta, 1050 nucleotides. Lineage: Eukaryota; Bacillariophyta; Bacillariophyceae; Naviculales; Naviculaceae. The record is from the annotation of a GenBank genome assembly.